Rana temporaria (common frog) is the source of this 1396-nucleotide messenger RNA. Its product is annotated as zona pellucida sperm-binding protein 3-like. Gene Ontology annotation, molecular function: acrosin binding. Gene Ontology annotation, biological process: egg coat formation; positive regulation of acrosome reaction; binding of sperm to zona pellucida. Lineage: Eukaryota; Metazoa; Chordata; Amphibia; Anura; Ranidae. The record is from RefSeq and is a predicted model, not a curated record. Gene Ontology annotation, cellular component: extracellular matrix. Bases 16 to 1374 code for a protein of 452 amino acids. The transcript has 8 exons.
ACACCAGCAAGAAGCAUGGACUGUGUUUCUUCUCUGGUCACAAUGAUUUGGCUUGGUGGGUUCCUUGUGGUCGGCUUGGCAUUGGAUCUGGUCCUAGGUCAGGCCAAUUGGCACAGCCAGCAGACUGGAUCCAGGCGGAAGGAUUCCCUCCAGUCUGGUUGGGGUUCUGCAAGAGGUUCUCCUAGGCAGCUCUUGGUGCCUUCUAGGGGGGUGGUCAGUAUAAUGUGCUUGGAGGACAUGAUGGUGGUGACCAUCCAGAAGAAUCUCUAUGGGAAUGGAAAACUGAUCAAGGCGUCUGACCUCACCCUGGGUUCUGAGCUCUGUGAGCCGUCCUCCGAGGACCAGGACACCGUCACCUUCCAGAUCAGUCUGCAGGAUUGUGGGAACCGGGUUCAGACAACCACCGACUUCCUCCUGUACGCUACAAACAUCGCCUACAAACCCUCUUCAUCCAGGAAUGUUCCAAUCACCCGAACCAACAGUGCCAACAUCGGCGUUCAGUGCUACUACCCCCGGCAUGGAAAUGUCAGCAGCAACGCCAUUAGACCAACCUGGAUUCCCUUCAGCUCCACCAUAUCCAUGGAGGAGAGGCUCUCCUUUGCACUGAAUCUGAUGAAAGAUGAUUGGAGUGGUCUGCGGGACUCCAAUGUUGUAUCUCUGGGUAACUCCUUGCACAUUGAGGCUUUUGUGACUGUAGACAACCAUGUGCCUAUGAGGAUCGUUGUGGACAGCUGUGUGGCAUUGUUGGCUCUGGACCCAGAUUCCACCCCUCGCUAUGAGCUCAUUAACAAUUAUGGAUGCCUGGUGGAUGGGCAGCAAGAAGACUCUUCCUCCACCUUUAUAUCCCAGAGACCUGAGCCGAACAUACUGCGCUUCGAGGUUGAUGCCUUUAGAUUUACAGGCCGCAACCAGCCAACAAUCUAUAUCUACUGUGUUUUGAAAGCCGUCCCACUCAACCAGGAACCAAACCCAACUAACAAGGCCUGUUCCUUCAGCAAAACCAGCAACUCGUGGUCCCCCGUGGAAGGAGCUGCCAACAUCUGCAGUUGCUGUGAGUCUGGAAACUGUGACGCUUCUCAACCCAGAAGGCUGAGGCCAGGAUCCAGAAGACCAUGGAAGAGGCAUCUAGCUGAAGAGCGAUCAGAUGAAGUGAUCCACACACAGCUCCUGGGCCCCAUUUGGAUCAUCGAUCCGGAGGCUGACCUCCAACCCGAGAGUGGCCAGGCUCUUGCUGUGCGUGCUGACCCUGAACAAGAAGUGAAGCCCUGGAUGGUGAUGGCUGUGGGAGGCCUGUGGGUGACUGUACUGGUGGGGGCUGUGCUAGCCUGGAAAAUUGGAUCAAGGAAACGUAACGUGGCCAAUGUACAGCAAUAAAACUGAUUUGUUUGCAUUUAAA